AUGACCGGCGCAUCCGGCUCCCGGCGAGGCACAGCCGGGUCCGUCAGGCUGGGGCUUUUGUUUGGAUUUCUGCUUCCACAACUCGCGCAGGCCGCUGCGGCUGUCGCGACGCCGGGAUUUCUCGGCCGUGACGAUGUUGGUGUCCGUGGGAAUGGGAACGGAUUCUUCGCUGCUGAGCCGGCCGCUGCGAUGGAGCUGUGGCCGCGCUUCUAUUACGACCAGGUCGUUAGCCCGAUGCCGAUGCUAAAGAAGCGCCAGGAUGGGGGUGACGGGGUUUGUGAGGCUGGGUAUCAUCCAUGCAACGACAUCGGACCCCCCGGCGAAUCAUUCUGUUGUACCAACGAGCACUGCAUAAUCAACCCCCAAAACCCCUCCCUCGGCGGCUGCUGCGCUCUCGGUUCCGUGUGCGGCUCCCCCUGCGCCGAGUCCCAAUUCCAAUGCACCACCACCGGCACCGGCACCAUAACCCUCACCCGCGCCGGUGGUCUCGGCCAUCCCGCCACCACCUUCACAACAACCACUACCACCACCGGCCAAGCCUGCUGUCCCCGCCGCUGUGCCGCACCCUCUCAAUUCCAAUGCGCCGCCUCCCUGGGCGGCGGCUGCUGCGACUUUGGCAACCGCUGCGUGCGCGUUACUCCCACGGGCCCCGUCGCGACGACGGAUACGUCCAUCAGGGGGCAAUGUGUCUUCACCCCGCCUCCGGAAACCACCAUCCCCUCGUCUCUACUCCCGCCUCCACCGGGGUGUACAACCGGACAGAUCUCGUGUGCGGCGUCGUUGAGCGGCGGGUGUUGUGCGGCGACACAAACGUGUACGCUCAUCACGGGCCAGCCGCAUUGUGCGGUCGGGUUAGAUACCGGGUUGCCGACGGGGAGUGGGGUGAGUGUGGUGGAUCGGGAUAGUGGGGAGAUGAGUGCUGGUGCGAAGGCUGGGUUGGCGGUGGGUGUUGUGGUGGGCGUUGGGGUGUUGGGGGGGUUGGUGGCGUGGGUGUUUUGUUUGAGGAGGAGGCGGAGCGGUGGUAUAAGUGAACCCGGCGGACAUGUUGGAGAAGGUGGCCUCGGUGGUGGUCUUGGAGGUGGUGUAGACGGGGACAACACCACAACCGGCCGAUCCCGCACCACCGGCCUCGUCGGCCGCAUCCUCGGCGGCAGCGGUGCAGGAAGCGGCAUAGGCAGCAUAGGCUUCCACAGUCCCAGCCAAGUUGGCUCCCCCUCAAGCCACGGUCGACCGCGAGCCGGCACACGCGGCGAAAUGUCCGAAGAAAACUCCGACAUCCACUCCCGCAGCGGUCGAUUAUCCGGCCUGGCACAGGAUUAUUUCGGGCCUGCGCCGGCUGUCGGGCCCUACUCAGAUACCCAUGAUUAUGAUCCGUUGGGACCGCCUUCGGGGCCGGUGGCGUCGCCUGUGGUGGCUACGCCGUUGCAGCCGCAUGGGCCGGGGGAUAUUGCGGUGCCGGUGGAGAUUGAUUCACGGGUGAAGGGGGAGGAGGAGGAUGGGGAGAAUAAGGAGGGGGAGGAGAAGCAAGGGCCAGUGGUAGCUGGAGGCGCGUCUGUGGUAGCUGAAGGUGCUGCGUCUAGGGUACCAGUGGGUAGAAUUUGGCAACAAGGGGAUGAUGAUGGGCAGGAACGGUUUGAGUUGUAUGGGUCAGAGGUGGGGGAAGUGUCGUCGGCGGCGGUUGCUAAGACGCAUGAGGUGAGCGGGAGUGGGCCGGAGGAGCAGAAUAAGGGGCAAUAA
Messenger RNA from Dichotomopilus funicola, 1737 nucleotides. RefSeq lists its product as uncharacterized. Bases 1 to 1737 code for a protein of 578 amino acids. The transcript has 3 exons. NCBI's taxonomy places the organism in Eukaryota, Fungi, Ascomycota, Sordariomycetes, Sordariales, Chaetomiaceae. The record is from RefSeq and is a predicted model, not a curated record.